Molecule: messenger RNA, 8533 nt
Organism: Venturia canescens
Lineage: Eukaryota; Metazoa; Arthropoda; Insecta; Hymenoptera; Ichneumonidae
Gene: bnl
Product: branchless
Exons: 4
Coding region: 3009-5846 (945 amino acids)
Biological process (GO): positive regulation of protein phosphorylation; regulation of cell migration; cell differentiation
Cellular component (GO): cytoplasm
Molecular function (GO): fibroblast growth factor receptor binding; growth factor activity
Source: RefSeq, a predicted model, not a curated record
UACGAGUGUGCUCGAGAUGUCAGGAAUUUAAAGAUCGAGCCCUGGAUUAAUUCGCAUCUGCUGCGUCAAGCCCGGUGCUAUACGCAAUGAAUCGUCGCGGAGUGUCUGCGAGGGAAGAAGCUCGUGAAGAAACUGACGUUAACGGACGGAGGUUCUCGGUGCAACCGGAACGAAUCGAGGUCGUUUGAGAAUCGACGUUUCGUUUUAACAUUCCGGAAUUUCCAAUCGACUCUGAGCACCAACAAAGUAUCUCGAGGAGAGGACAUAAAAGGGAUAACUGCAGCUCAAGUGUUAAGAGGUUACGGAAGAGGAGGAUAAGGAGGGACGAGAAUCCCGCGAGUGUCUGAAAACAAGGAGACCGAGAGUCUGGAGAGACCCGAACAAGAGGCUUGUCUGAAGCGCUGUCUAACACAAUGCGAACCGCACUCUCAAGAUGGCGACAGUCGGUCGCGUGCUGCUCGUGACACCGAACUAGUAUUUAUACAAGAAUAAAGGGGGGAGAUAAAACGGAGUGAGAGAGAGAGAGAAAGAGAGAGAGAGAGAGAGAGCGAGAGAGUGGAAACAAGAAAAUAGAAGAAAGCGAAGUAUCGUGAUGGGAAUGGAAAGACGUGGGCGUAUCAGAAGAGCGCUCGAAACAGAAUUAAAUUGGACGAGGAGGAGUCAGAGGGUGGCGCGAAAUCGGGCCUUUUUCGAGAAGGAUCGGCUGCUGCGAAGAAGCUCCGUAUAAAAGAAGGGAUGAAUGUUGCGGAGGAAGCGAGUGGUUAACGCGGAGGAUGCGAAUUGACGAUUGCCAGUGACGAGUUCGCUCCUGUUACUCUCUCGCGCGCCUCUUUUGUCUCUUCUCGUCUUAGCUGCGCGCACGUGUAUCGCUCGAUCCCGAUAGAUCGGGGUGUGCGUACACGUUAGUGUGUUUAUAAAAGAGCGUGUAUAAGGACGCGCGUAUAUUGGGCUCGACGAGAUCCAAUACACAUUGAGAAAAGCAACGAGAGGCUUACACCGGGGCUGGUUUGCCACUGCUGCUGCUGUUGCUGCUGCUGCUGCUGCUGCUGCUGCUCGACACAGCGUGGCGGCGCGUGCUGGUGUGUCGGUCUUCACUGCGGUACACACGAGAGAGCUCGAAGUGCCCGAACCCGAGAGCCCCGCACUGCCGGAGAAGAGAGAACCGCGAGCACGCUCGUUCAGUAGUUUCUCGGACGUCGCACCGGCAUCAUCCGACCUACGAGAGAUAAACUUCCCCCGACCCCCUUUUUUACAAACGUUAUUGUGCUUAAAUCUUUAGUGAGACAAACUGCGGAGAGGAGCGGCCUGUCUCCUCGACUCAGAUCCGAUAUCUCACCGUCGACAGGCCUUUACACUCGUCACUCUCUUUCUCCCUCGCACUCUUCGACAGUUGCUCCAAUUUUCACUCCUCACCGACAGCGUGCGGUCACCCGCUCCAAGCCCCUCUCUCUCUCUCGCUCUCUCUCUCUCUCUCUCUCACUCACUUUUUCUUGCUUCCCACGAGACUCGAGUCUCGUUCCUUUUCUUUCGAUCCCCACCUCCUCCGCGUCCCCCGGCACGGGCGUUCGUUCCCCUUUCUCAUUAUUACACAACGACGGUGUGAUUGCGCGCGUGCAAAAAUCAAGAGUUUAAGAUCGACGAUUCCGCACAGGCGUUAUCUCGGCCGAGAAGAGAUCGCGCUGCUGUUACUCCGAACUCCGACGUCUCUUAACCUCCCGGUGUUUAUUAGCGGGGAAGCUCUUCCGCAAAGAGGCACGGAAAUAAAGUCUGAAAAUAACGAAUCUCGAUAUUGAUUAGCACGCGCGCGAGCUCGUCGCCGAUCGAUCGAGUGGAAUCGAUGGCGCUUGAAUCGCGGGUAAUCCGAUCGGGCGUGUUUACACAGUGUGCGACAUUCGGUAAUGCCCCGCGCACGCUCGUACCUCGUCCUCGUUGCUUUUCCCAUUCGGGUUAAAUAAAAAUUCAGUGGGUUUGCCGCUUAUCGAGAGUUGUUCGUUCAUCCACGAGCGAAGAGGGAUUAAGUGACGAAGAGGAAAAUAAAAAGCAGAGUGCGCUAAACUACCGAUACGCGAGAGUGAUGCAUUUUCGAACGUUCAAGUGAUUUUGUUUCAUUUUAUUUUUGUUUUUUAUUCCCAUCGUUAAUCAUAUACUAAAAAUACGAAAAUGAAGAAUUUUUUACGAGCGACAUUUCCCACGUGUUUCAACGUAACGCGCGACACUCCAGUGAUUAUAUACGAAGUGCAUGUUCGCUGAUUCCGGAAGAAAUAGUGCGGUUCACUUGGCAACGGAAGUCGUGCGAAACAAGACGAGAGACGGCCAAGACGCCCGUUAAGGCGAACACGACGAGCUGGUGUUUCUUGUGAUUGAUUGGGAACGAUCGAAACGCGCGCGAGAGAGAGAGAGAGAGAGAGAAAGGGAGAGUCAACUUGUCCGUGUUCGAAUAGCCAGUGUGGAUCUUUGAACAGAGAAAAGAAGCUUGUUGUUCGAGGAUUACGACUGCUAACAGAUCGAGGAAUCACAGCUGACGGUCUGCGAGUUGCUUCAUCGCGGUUGUUCUUUUACGAGGAUUAUUUGUCGGGUGGUGUGCGACCGACGAAAAUCCAACCGCCUCUGUUGGCUCGAGGGGAGAAAACGUUUUCUCGUAAAACGAAAUAAAAACAGUUGCUCGGGGAGGUUCGACGUCGAAAGAAAAAUGUUGCGAUACCGGAAGCAGGAAUUGAGCGUCUCGCCGCGGAGAGUUGCGAGCUCGCUCAUAAAUCCUUAUCCCCAUCGCGGGUUUCCCGAUUACAGCCUAGUCACUCACCGCGCCAUUGCGGAAUGAUCGAUCAAUGAACGAUUAAGCAGAGGAGUAGAGCAAACGUUUCAAAAGUUCACAAAGACCGAUACGACUGAGAAGACGCAAGAGAAGGUGAAGCUCGUACGAAAGAGAGAAAGAGAGAGAGCGAGAGGAAAGCGAAGAGGAAGAAAGGAAGAGAGAAAAGUGCCGAGUACGGCGGAUUCAUGAGAGCGUCAUGCCCGCAGUGAUCGACACGGGCGGGCCAAGGGUGCUGCACUGUGUUGAACGUGUCGAACGCCCGAUACCGAGAGCACAAACGAAUCUCUCGUUUCUUCGUAGCGCACAUCGUAACAGCGAGGUCAGGAAGCAGCAGCCUCGUUUGCUCGUCGAUGAGUCGAUCCGCAGGCCCGAAAGCGUUGCUGAGUCACCGGGAUCGCGCAUCGAUCCGGCAGAAAAGAACAUUCCCGGAAACAAUGAGCUGGGAGAGUUUUUCAUCGAUGAAAGAUUGUCAGCAGCGGUACCGGCGCGGUUCCCGAGCGCCCUCGGAUCUCUCGGCGUCCCCAGGGAGAGGAGCUCCCGCCUCAGGCACCGGAAAUAUUACGAUGCUUUUCAACGGCGUCAAAUCAACCGGAGAAAACGUCUCUGUCACGAGAAUAAUCCGAGAGAGCUCGGCGCCUCUCGGAGUGCGAGCUCCUCGGGAAAGCGAGAAAGCCCACGAGCCAACGAAAAUGCCCUACGAAACGAGCCACCGUCUGCGACUAGUCUCAUCAACGAGAAUCUACGUCAGAGGCCACCGCCGACGAUCUUCCUUGCAACGGAUAAUCAUCAACUUUCCACAACCUCCCCCCGUCACCUGACUCCCCCCUCCUCCGCAGAGUGCAAUAAACCCGAGGGCAUAGAACAAUCCGCGGAUAUCGUAAUGAGGCUCCUCGGCGGCUGUGACCUCGAACCGGGGCGUCAAACGUCCUACCGAGACAUGAAAAAAUCAGUCGCGAACUCUAGUCAAGGCGUUUUAAACUCUUCGAAAUACGAGUGGCAAAACAAGUGCAAGUGUUUAUCCUCGAUAACGAACCGAUUCGUUUCGAUAACGAGCGAGAGUGAGAGCAAGAGAUUUACCACCAGGGAGAGGCGAAAGAGGCACAAGCCUCGCAUCCACCAACGCAAAGAAGCUUCCUACCUUCAAUUGGCCUUCAUUCUCUUCCUCGUUGCCUUCGGUAACGGCAAUUUAUUCAAAUCUCCUGGCUCCGGCUAUUUUGGUGGUAGAAGCGCGAGUGUUGGUGCGGGGCUCGGUGUUCUCACGAUCGGUACGAUCCUCGGUACCGUCAAGGCCCUUCCCGUUGAUCUCGACGCCGGUGUCCGGGCCGAGAGAUCCGCGAAUCUCAGUCACAUUUCCGGAGCAUCGCGCAAAAUACAGAUGUACAUUAAAAAUCGUCAUCUACAAAUUCUACGAGAUGGCACCGUCAAUGGAUCGACGGACGAUACUUCCGAGUACACCAUUUUCCAGCGGACCUCCGUGUCAAGGGGCCAAUUAAGGAUUCAAGGAGUGGCCACGUGUCUAUAUCUCUGCAUGGAUUCCUGCGGCCUGCUCUACGGCUCCCGUGAAUAUACGGAAGAGUGUGUAUUCAACGAGACCCUGGAGCAGCACAAUUACAACACGUACAGUUCGGUGCGUUGGUCGACGCCGAAGAAGAGUCUCUACCUGGGUCUGAACCGGCGUGGUCAGCCGCGUCGCGUGCAGGCGAAGGGUCACAAUCUCGGGAGGUUAUCGGCAUACGCGAGAGUCCUGACUCAGGUAGCGCCGGCGGAGAGGGUGGAGGCGUUGCAGGCGCGGAUGCUCGGUGCCGAGCACAGCGUUCGUCACCAUCACAAUUCGCAUCAUCAUCGGAACAAGCAGCAUCAGCAGCAGGCGAUAUGUCCGACGUUGCCGCCGCAGGAGAGGGACGGCAGGGACAAAUUCCGUUGCAGGAAGCGAAAGAAGAGAAAAAAAUGGAAGAGGCGUUGCAACGAGGGUGAGAAGCCGGGUCCGCACUGCGGCGUGGUGGAGAGCCACGGCAGGGCGACCAACGGAACAGCGCUCAAGUCGCAGAGCCCCGGGGACUCGAAUCCGCCGCAGUCCAAGAGGUCGUGCGAGGCUGAGGCGAGCGAGGAGUUGUGCAGAAAACAAGCCCUCGACGCGCCUGCGAAAAAGCGCAAAUCCCGAAUAGAGCCAGCCAAGGGCGUUGCCGGAGGAGGCAACAGCGGGCAGUUGUUCAAGAGGAAGAAAGAAGCGAGGAUGAAGAAGCCGGAGGGGGAGCCGAUCCCCGACGGCGGAGCGAACGAGGACGUCAACGCCGGAGACACGGCGAAGCAGAAGGUCGUCGAGCCCCCCGGCAACAAGAGAAGACGCCAAGGUAUCGUAGCCAAACAGAAAGGAUCGUCGGCGCCGGGAACGAGAAAGAAAUUGAGCGGGAGGCCGACGAGAACAACAAUCGCCAACUCGACGUUCCUCCCGGUGACGUCGCCCUCGUCCUGGUACCCGGGCGUGUCAGCGGCUCCGUCAACGGGCACACUCCCGCGGCAGGAAAGCACCAGGGCUCCGUCCCAUUCUGUUAGAAAUUCGGUAACGAGUUCGCCCUCGAAGGACGAUUGGUCGGAGGAGGAGGAGGAUCGACAGAGCCUGAGAACCGGUAAAAUAACCACCACGGAAGAGGAGCCCCCGAUACUACCGGAAAGUUCGGAUCGCCAGGAGCCGAUGAGCGAAGGAUCGAUGGAAGAGCGCUCGGAAACUUCCUCGACAGCGAACGACUGGUCCAGCAUCGAAACCAGCGAGGAAGUCAAGUCGGAGGAGUCGUCGAUGCAGGAAAACGAAACGACAAUCGCAUUCGGCGAAAAGAGCACUCUCAUGACAACGAUGGAUACGACGCCGCCGCAAAGAACCGAGGACUACACUCGCCCCACGACCCAAUCGAUCAUCACUGCGGUAAGUGCCGAUCGUUCCGAUCGCACAAGCCCCAUCGACGAUUCCAGGUGGCUCGAGACCUCCACCGGCUCGAAUCCUGAGACGAGAUCGUCGCUCGAAAAAUUCGCCAUGUGAAUAACCGACUAUUUUCACGAACUUUUAUUCAUACGAACGACUAACUAGUGCUUCAUGUAAACUCGUGUAAAUAUUAGCCUACCAACCAAUUUAUCAGGCGCGAUUUCAUAUAUUUAUAAACAUCCGAUUAAAUCGCCCUCCACUUUUCUGUAAAGUACCUACGCAUACGGAUACGUAUAUACCCGAGUGUGACCACACUCUCGCGAGAGCAGCAGCGAAUACUCCUAAUGAAAAAAAAAAAAAAAAUGAAAAAAAAAAGCCUAACAAAUAAAUCACUAAUAAAGAAGAAUAUUAAAACAAAAGCAACACGCCUACAUCGAUAUUAUACCGAGUACGGUGAGCAUGAAAACGUACGUCAGCUAUAAAUCGUAUUUAGAAUCUUUCUCCUCGCAAAUAAAUGAAAAACGAAAGAAAAACAAAACAAAACGAAAAAGGAAAAAAAAAUAUAUAUACAUAUAUAAAUAAAAUAAAGCAAAAACCUCACAGCCUAUCUUCUAGUUAACUAUUUAUUAUGAAAAAUAUGAUUUAUUUAUUGCGUACGGCCCCCUGUGUCCGCGCCCUUUGUACAUUGCGUGCGUGUAUGUCUGAUAUUAUAACUAAUACAUCUGCGAUAAGAGGAAGCAUUGAGAUGGAAAAUCACGAAAAAACGAUCGCCGCUAAAAAACGGUAAAAACGAAAAGGCACCACGGAGCGCGCCGUAGACGGGAGUGUGCGCUUGAGCUUUCGUGCGUGCGGAUCGAUCUUGGGUACCGGUACACCGGGGAAUAUCAUCUCGUGGUGUGCAAUUAUAUUUCUAUUCACUCUCGUCGGUCUCGCCUCCUCGAAACAAAGACACGAAUCUCAGGGGAAUUUUCGAACGAGUGUUGUAACGGUUAUUAAGCAAUCCGGUUUUUACGAGCGAUCGCCUCGGUUGUAAUCCUAAGCGAAGGACUCGUUUAUAUGCGACGCUGUUUAAUUGGUAAAUGCGAAAAAUCUUUUGUCACAUGGACCUUCGAGUUUGAUUGUUCGUCGAGAUUUUCCGAGCCGCGCAGGAUUCGACGGAUCGCGAUGCACCGGUACGAGCGCACCUGCGGGAGAGCGGCCGAUGAAACUUUUGACUUGAUAGAGAGACUCGCGUCGCUGGAACGCCUCGACAUUUCCUCGCUUUUUUAUCCCUCAGCGUACUUUCUGCAAAGACACUUUUUUCGCUAAAUUCAUUUGCAGUUAUUUAUAUCGCGCUUCGAAUGCGUGCGAGUCAGACGUUUUUUCGGGUGGAAAAAUUAAAUCUGGCGAACGGAAAAAUCAUUGGUGCGCCGCGAGGAACGGAGGAAAAUGAUUUCCGGCGCUUUCCAACUACGCGAUUUCCUCCUCCUCCGUCAACGGUGGCUGCUACUCGGCACUCGCGUGAAAAAUCACACGCUGUCCCAUUGACUCAUUCAUUCGUGCGAUCUCGUACCGCGCAAGCUAAAGUCUGCGUUCGUACCGUUUCGCUUUUUCUCUCCUUUCAUUUCUCUUCAAUUCGAAGAUUUUUCUCCUCUUGUUUUUCUAUAAUACAUGCGUUCUGGAUACGUACGGUACCUAAAGUCAGUAUUAGUGACAUCCUGCUGCUUCGAAAUAUGUACUUCCGGGACGUACGCGCGCAUAUAAAGACGCACUAGAGCGUAUUAAGAGUCGAGCGGUUCCGGACAUACGUGUGUGUGUGUGUGUAUGUGUGUGUGUGUGUAUACAUGGGAGAGAAACGAAUGUGCGGAGAGUGUUGAAACUAAAGAAACGAGGAAGAGAAAAAUAAACCGAGAAAAAUACCAGUUUUUCUAUGUCUCCCGUCUCCUCCCUUCUCCGCAAAGCCUCCAAAAAAGUGAGAAUAAAAUAACGAAAACGAAAAAAAAAAAAAAAAAAAAAAAAAACAAUGAGGACCGACUGCCAAACGAGCCCGCGCGAAGCACUCGCCUAUAAGUGAGAGUCUCCGACACUGCCAUUUUGACACUGUAUUUAAUCUCAUAGACUGAAAACUAUUUACUUUAGGCAUCUAUUGCUAUUAGCGAAAAGAGACUAAAGUUUAAAUCCUUCUUUUGUAAUAAGAGUUUGAGCGAAACAUUUGUUUUGGUGAAUAUGCGCACGUGGCAUCGAAUAUAUAUGUUUAUAAAUAAAUAAAAAUAUAAAAGCGAACAGAAGGGGAGGAAGAAUAACGAGAUGUAUAUCCGGUGAAGAUCGCGGAAUUACAAUCAAAAGAGGGGCAGAGAAUGCUUGUGAAAUACGCAAAUAUGUACUGUGUUAUGUAUUUUGUGAAAGAUCGAGCGAGACUGACGAUUUGGGUGGUGUUUUUAUUUUUAUUUUUUUUUUCCUUUUCUUUUUCUUUUUCUUUUUUUUUUUUCUUCAACCAAACUCUGUAGGAAGCGGCGGAUGGUAGCUUGUGAUAACCGUUUGAACUCACGGAAAUCGUCUUCUCGUCGGAUAAGAAGGUGUCUCCUUAAUUGCGACGCACAAUCCACUUGUGCCACGUGCGCGAGCGCGCGUGCCCCUCGAUCCCAUUCCUGGCCGAUCACGCCAAAUAAAUAUCGUUUUAAAAGUACAUGAGAAAUGAAAAAUGAAAUAUGAAAAAUGAAAAAAAAAAAACAAAAAAAAAAGGAAUCCUCGUCCAUCGAAAACCCACAAUAUCGUCGCCAUACACACUCUUUGGAAUAAAUAAACGAAUUAUCAUUGAAUACAAA